CUCUUUCAGGAGGAAUGUGGUUCUGGCUGAUGGAGUGUUGGAUUGAUGAGUCGCCUCCAUGCUGGAAUCUUUGGCCUUCAUAAAUAUUUAUUGUAGUGAUCCCGGACUGCUAAAGCAGCGCAGCAACCGUGGGUGGAUGAGGACCGGCUGUUAACAGGAAUUCUGUUUGUUUAGAUUGAGGGGGGGCUGGGACACAGCAGAGCCUCCUGAGGGGGAGGGAGGUGACACGGCUACUAAAAAGCUUCACUUCUUUUGUCUGACUCCUCCGGUGACCUUGAUUGUGUCCGAGGCAAGAGAGGGGCUCGUCCUGUGGGAGGGUUAGGAGCUUCUGCCUGGUGUAGUCGAGUAAAAACAUUUACCUGUGACGUGCGGUGGAAAAAGCACUGGAAUGAUGCUCAGCAUGCUGCUUGUGCACAUCUGACCCUGCAGGUGGCUUAUUUUGGUGACAGCAUGAGGUCAGACGUGUUUCCUGCCACCGUCUUUGGGAAGUGGGAGACAGUGAUGGUAGUAGAGGAAAUGGAGGGAGACGGUGUUCCAAAAAGUGAUGCAGCAGUGUCCAACGAGGCCCAAGUGGAGCCGCAGGAGAAAAGGGGAAAGUUUGAGGGUCAAGGCAUGAAGUCCCCUUCUACCGGGUCCAACCAGUGGGGCUCCUACUUUGUGGACAUGCGCAGAAUGGAAGGAGAUGAGGAGGAGCACCAGAAACUUACGUGGUGCUGCCACUGCAUCCACACAUACAGCACCAUGGCCAUCCCCAGUGUGGAGCAUAUAGCAGAUCUCCCUCUGGACUACAAGUUCCCGCGGUUUUCUCCUGACAAGCCCAGCACCACCGGCUACUACCCCAGACCUCCCGACUCACUGCUGAAACGAAGUGAGCACCUGUAGUCAAAGUACACACAUAACCGGUCCUCUCUGAAUCACCUGCCUCAGGAGAGGAAUGUGCCUCCAUGUUCGGCUGUAGUUCUCCACCCAACUCCACCUUCACCUGAGCCACGCACACCUGCCACCUGUCCAGAGACGCCAUGUGAAUGUGAGCCACAGUAACUCUAUAGCAUCUACACGUGGAAGUUGUUCUGUGGUUUAGUGUAGUGGACAUAACGAGAAAUAAACGUCUGUGCGCUUGCAUAUGGUA
Molecule: messenger RNA, 1129 nt
Organism: Nothobranchius furzeri (turquoise killifish)
Lineage: Eukaryota; Metazoa; Chordata; Actinopteri; Cyprinodontiformes; Nothobranchiidae
Source: RefSeq, a predicted model, not a curated record